Messenger RNA from Cucurbita maxima (winter squash), 669 nucleotides. RefSeq lists its product as uncharacterized. The record is from RefSeq and is a predicted model, not a curated record. Bases 117 to 509 code for a protein of 130 amino acids. Lineage: Eukaryota; Viridiplantae; Streptophyta; Magnoliopsida; Cucurbitales; Cucurbitaceae. The transcript has 2 exons.
ACUCUUCAGAAGCCAAACGCGAUAUCCUCUUUGAUGAUAGUCUGUUUGAUUAAGCACUAGAAAUGAUUGUAUAAUUUCCUAAACUCCCGCAUGGUAAUGUGAGAGAUUGAGAAACAAUGGCACAUUCACUAUCUUCAAUAUCCGCCACUGCUAAUGCCACAGCCGCCAGAUUCAGCAACCCACGAUGUUCCACCUGUCUCAGGCUUCCGAAUCUGCAGGCUCGCAGCCACGCGUGCAAUCAAACUGCACGUACCCAUCUCAUCUCCCGCAGGAACGCUGCAUUGAUCUUGACAGGGGCAAUGCUUGGACUGAAUAAUGUGGUUGUCCAGAGUGCAGAGGCGGCUGCCAGGAGGCCGCCGCCACCUCCCCCGCAAGAGAAGAAGGACCCCAAUCUGAGUGGAGUUCAGGCAAAAGUGCUAGCUAGCAGAAAGAGGAAGGAAGCCAUGAAAGAAGCUAUGGCCAAGCUAAGAGAGAGAGGGAAGGCUGUUGACCAGCCACCUCCUGAAUAAUUUCUCUGAAACAUAAACACUUUUUGAUGCUUUGCCUGUCCCUUCGGAUUACUAGUCUACCUGAAUAAAGAGUGCAUAUUGUAUUAACAACUCCAAACAAUUGUUUAAGGCUAUGACCUUGGAUAGGAUGUGUUCUAUAGAUUGUACUGAGUUCUAAGUG